AUGUCUGUGCAGCAGAGGAAAGUGAAGGGCACUCCAUCUGACAUAAAUGUCAUCUACGAGGCCAAGGAUGAAGGGAAAGCCAACGCGGAGGCCGGGCCAGCUGCUAUCAUUGCAGCAUCUCCCAGUGCAUCUCCAUGGCGGCUCUCUGCCAUCAUCCUUGGGCCCGUCUGCCUGAUCUUGCUGAUUCUGGUGAUCGUGAUGGCUCUACAGGUUUACCAGCUGUCCCAGAAAUCCGAGCAAGAGCUGGAGGUCAUUGAAAUGGAAAACAUCAUCCUCUCGGACACUCUGCAGCAGCUGACAACUGGCAAGGAGGACAACUGCAGCACGUGUGAGGUGGACUGGGACCAGCAGGCAGCCAGCUGUUACUCCUUUUCCACAUCCGCGAAAUCCUGGCAUAAGAGCUUAGAUGCUUGUACUGCGAUGUCGGCCAGUCUGGUGAAGAUAGACACGAAGAAGGAGCUGGAGUUCUUGAAACAUGAGAUGUCCAAGCGCUUGUACGUGCGCCAGGGACAGCAAUUCCACUUCAAUUUCUGGACAGGGCUGAACUACGACAACGACAUCGGGAACUGGACGUGGGCUGACGGCUCCCCUUUCUCCUUCCAGCUGUUCCAGGUCCCGGGAGCUGAAGGCUGCGUGUACAUGCAGAAGGGGGACAUCCGCACGCAGAGCUGCGCCAAAUGGGAGGUUUAUAUCUGCGAGAAGCCAGCCAAGUUCGGGGGGAACUGA
Messenger RNA from Chrysemys picta bellii (western painted turtle), 726 nucleotides. RefSeq names its product C-type lectin domain family 7 member A-like. The record is from RefSeq and is a predicted model, not a curated record. Gene Ontology annotation, molecular function: transmembrane signaling receptor activity. Gene Ontology annotation, cellular component: plasma membrane. Gene Ontology annotation, biological process: signal transduction. Lineage: Eukaryota; Metazoa; Chordata; Testudines; Emydidae.